AUGGCUGUCAACUCGCAUUACUUGAGUACGGACAGAGGUGUGAUCAAGAUUAUACAAAUCAUUCUCGGAUUUGUGGUGUGUUCGGUUUUGUGCGCUAACUGGUGAGUCAACUGAUUUUUUUUUGAUAAUUUUAAACUGGUCUUUUUGAUAAGUUUUUAAAACCUUUUUUAAUCAUCAAAAUAGACUCUUCUAUGAAUUACGGUUAGAUAAUAAAUGUGACAGGCAAAGCCAACUUUCAAGCCUUGGGCUGAAAUUUUAAACAUACGACAAAAUCUAGCCCAAGUUUGUUUCAAAAUUUAAACUUACAAUUCAAAUUCGCCUCAGGGGGAAAUACUCUUUCAGUAAAAAUGGCUUUGGAUAUAUCUAUAUAUUAAUACAAUGAUACGUUUAAUAUUUGAUACUUUAACUUUUUUUUAAUUUUUAGGUAUGGCGGAGCAUCUUGCUUUGGCGAAGGCCGUAUUGGCUUCGUCAGUGGACUUAACUUUGUCGCCCUGAUCAUCAAUAUUAGUAAGUUCUUUAACUUUUAAAACCACAAUCAUUUUCAAGUUUUUCAUUUCUAUUAACAUUGUAAAUAACACGUACUUGAACCUAACACUAAACGUGUAAAACUAGCCAACACAAUAUAAUCAUUCAAUGACACAAUAGAAAACCUUACCAUACCUAAACUCAUACUUUUCAGUUUUGUUCCUUCUGAAUCUCUGCGAAUUCUCGAUGCCAAAGCUCGAGAGUCUGUACAACAUGAUCAUGACCUUGAUGUUUGUCGUCGCUGCCGUUCUGUUCAUCUGGUACAUGAUCCAAUGGGGCGCUUUUGGUAUCUGGAUGAUUGUGACAGCCAUCAUCGUGGUUGUCAUGGGUUUGGCCUUCAUGGUGGAUGCUAACGCAUCUCGUCAUCAACAUCAAGACCACAUUCCCAUCUGA
Bursaphelenchus okinawaensis is the source of this 918-nucleotide messenger RNA. Lineage: Eukaryota; Metazoa; Nematoda; Chromadorea; Rhabditida; Aphelenchoididae. The record is from the annotation of a GenBank genome assembly.